AUGACUACUGACGACAUAAUCUCGCUCAAGUCAAGGCAAAAGCGCCGUCUCUAUGAACCCAUAGUCCUGUACAAGGCUCUCACUGAGAUCACCCACGAACAAGGCACUCUUCGCCCUGCUGAGGUCCCAGAUCGUCCAAGAACCGAAGAAGAGCGAUAUUAUCACUUUCUUCACAAACUAGCCAGUAUCUGCGAUAGCACAAAAGGCGGCAAGACCGUCACUUCAAUCGCUAUACUCGACGAGGAAGAAAAGUACAAAUACGUCUUUGCUUGCAAUCAGAUCUCCGAUGGAGACCUCAACGACACACGAGAUCUCCUGACAACGGUUCUGACAAGUCUGUGUGACUUCCAUACAUUUCCUCUGGCGAAGAAGAACACUGUUCAGAGUGAAAUUCUGAAGAAGAUUCUCUCAUUCAACUCGCCUAGGAUCAACUUCUAUCUGAACGUACUGAAGGCGAGGAACAUUGCGGAUUGCUUGGAAUACUGCCAGCUGCAAACAGACACAGCCGGCAAGUUAGACUGUCCACAUAUGCCAAGAUGCAGAAUAAGGCUAACAAGCGAUAUAGACACCUCGGUUGAGGAGGGUUUGAGGACUCUUGGUAGUGUUAUCGAGGAUUUAACAUUCAAGAACAUGGGCGAUAACGAGUACUUAGAAACUUACAGCACGAUUCAGUUUGUGCUCGACAGGUUUCUUACCCGUGACGUUAAGAGCUACAUCGACAUACGAGCCACCAACGGCCGCUUCAGCGAAGGCCGGAGCUUCGUAUGCUGGUCUGAGUUGCGACACAGCAUAUCACGUCUUCAGAGCUACAAGAAAACUGUUCAAGAUCUCAUCGCAGCAGAGACAGAAUGGCCAGAUAUCUUCCAGGAGUUCGAAGUUGUUCCAGUAAAGUCCAGCCAGGCAGAACCCAACCCUCUUGGCAAGAAGAGCGAAAAAGCUUCCAACAUCAUCGGGCGUAUGAGCAGCAACGAAGCUUCACGACAGCAAUAUUGCGAUCUUGCAGAGAACCUGCAGAGGAUGUUUGACUUAGAUGACCGUAUACAAACUCAGUGCACCAAAUUUACUUUCAGGCCAAUCGUACACUGCGAAAUAUUGGUUCUCGAGUGGAUAAUGGCCCUCAACCGAGGACUGGCCCGGGAACAUCAUCCAAGGGUCACUUUCUUCCAUGACUGGAGCUACAUUGGGAGCAGUAAGCCGGCAUGCCAGCUUUGCCGCUACUACUUCGACACUGCAGGCCAACACAACGGUAUCCGCACUCGAGCAGGCCAUGGUAACCUUUACAUCAACUGGCGGUUUCCAGAUCUUCACGAAUCCGACGGGACUUUAGGUCAAAAACGACGACAGAGCAUCUUCAACUCAAUGAUAGAGAAGAUUCGGCAGGAUGCUUUUGGGAUCUUGGUCCUGAGGAACUCCGAGGGUAAAAGGCAUGACUCGAGCACUCACCCUCUUAUGUCGGUGCGGUAUACGGAUGUUCAGACGGAAUUGAGUGUUGGUGAUCUGCCCGAUGUCGAGGAACUGGGCGAGGGUUUUGCUACGGGGCUCAGUCUGGACUCGCCGAAUAACAGUCCGGAGGAGUCGGACUUUGAUGAUGAGGAUGGUGGAACUAGUCUUUGA
Messenger RNA from Fusarium musae, 1614 nucleotides. RefSeq lists its product as uncharacterized. The record is from RefSeq and is a predicted model, not a curated record. The coding region runs from base 1 to 1614 and encodes 537 amino acids. The transcript has 3 exons. NCBI's taxonomy places the organism in Eukaryota, Fungi, Ascomycota, Sordariomycetes, Hypocreales, Nectriaceae.